AUGCAGCACUACGGAGUGAAUGGAUAUUCUCUCCACGCCAUGAACUCACUAAAUGCCAUGUACAAUCUUCACCAGCAGGCGGCGCAGCAUGCCCAGCACGCGCCCGACUACCGGCCGUCCGUGCACGCGCUCACGCUGGCAGAGAGACUGGCUGUAAAUUGGCCCAAUCUCUUUUCCUUCAACGGCUGCACAUUUCAAGACAUAAUCCUCGAGGCCCGGUAUGGCUCCCAGCACAGGAAGCAGCGACGCAGUCGCACAGCCUUCACUGUCCAGCAGCUGGAGGCCCUGGAAAAGACCUUCCAGAAGACCCACUACCCUGACGUGGUGAUGCGCGAACGCCUGGCCAUGUGUACCAACUUACCAGAGGCUCGUGUGCAGGUGUGGUUCAAGAACCGCCGAGCCAAGUUCCGCAAGAAGCAGCGCAGCCUGCAGAAGGAGCAGCUCCAGAAACAGAAGGAGGCCAACAGAGAGGAAGGUGAUGAGGAAGAGGUCAAGACCACCGACCCUUCCACCCAGACAUCUCCAUCUCCAUCCUCCCUCUCGGAGACCAUGCGGCCCCAGCCUGCGGAGAUGAGUGUGGAGGUGAACGUCACCUCCCCGGAGGCCUCGGACAGCGAGUCGGCUGCAGAGGACAACGGUGAGGGAGAUGAGGAGCUGAAGUGGGAGAGGCUGCAGGAUACUCAGCAGCAUCAGCAUCAGGGGGAGGUGCAGCAGGGGGGUGCAGGGCUGCAGCCGGGAGGAGGAUCUCCAUCCUGCAAACGCUUCAGCCCCACACCAGACUCUCCCUCCCUCCCCUCCUCUAGCGGUGGCGGUGGCAGCAGUUGUGUGUCCCAAGGCUCCUACGCCUCGUCCCCCCUCAGCCUCUUCCGUCUGCAGGAGCAGUUCCGCCAGCACAUGGCUGCAACCAACAACGUGGUCCACUACCCCUCCUUCGACAUGAGUACCCCCUCCUCCCUGCCCUACCUGGGCAUGAAUGUCAACAUGCCCUCCCCCUUGGGCUCUCUGCCCUGCCAAUCGUACUACCAGUCCCUGUCCCAGGCAUCCAUGUCCCAAGUGUCCAUGUCCCAGGCCCAGCAGGUGUGGAAUUGCCCCUUGACGGGUCUCCAGGCCCCUCAGAGCAGCCUACCCAGCCUCAACAGCAAGACCACCAGCAUCGAGAACCUGCGUCUGAGGGCCAAGCAGCACGCUGCCUCCCUGGGCCUGGACACGCUACCCAACUGACACCCUGGACACGCUACCCAACUGACACCCUGGACACGCUACCCAACUGACACCCUGGACACGCUACCCAACUGACACCCUGGACACGCUACCCAACUGACACCCUGGACACGCUACCCAACUGACCCCCUGGACACGCUACCCAACUGACCCCCUGGACACGCUACCCAACUGACACCCUGGACACGCUACCCAACUGACACCCUGGACACGCUACCCAACUGACCCCCC
Oncorhynchus nerka (sockeye salmon) is the source of this 1452-nucleotide messenger RNA. Its product is annotated as diencephalon/mesencephalon homeobox protein 1-A-like. The transcript has 4 exons. NCBI's taxonomy places the organism in Eukaryota, Metazoa, Chordata, Actinopteri, Salmoniformes, Salmonidae. Gene Ontology annotation, molecular function: RNA polymerase II transcription regulatory region sequence-specific DNA binding; DNA-binding transcription factor activity, RNA polymerase II-specific. Gene Ontology annotation, biological process: regulation of transcription by RNA polymerase II. The coding region runs from base 1 to 1221 and encodes 406 amino acids. The record is from RefSeq and is a predicted model, not a curated record.